This is a messenger RNA of Chlorella variabilis, 450 nucleotides long. RefSeq lists its product as hypothetical. The coding region runs from base 1 to 450 and encodes 149 amino acids. The record is from RefSeq and is a predicted model, not a curated record. NCBI's taxonomy places the organism in Eukaryota, Viridiplantae, Chlorophyta, Trebouxiophyceae, Chlorellales, Chlorellaceae. The transcript has 5 exons.
AUGCGCUGGCUGAGCCCGGGCGGCGCGUGGAGCGCCAACGGCGGCAUCGCAGGCGCGCCCCCGCUGAUGUGCGGGGUGCGGGUGGCGGCGGAUCACCGGCAGGGGUACGCUGUGACCUCGGACCACAGCGUGCAGCAGUACGCUGCUGGCGUGGGAUACGUGACCCUGUUCAGCGGGGUAGCGUGCGACCUGUCUUUUGACACCUGGGGCGUGCCCUGGUUUGUGGGCUGGACCGGCUCCGCCUGCCAGGGUGUGUUCUAUUACAGCCAGGCCACGGGCGCUGCCACGCAGGUCUAUUAUGGCCCGGCGCAGCAGCUGAGCGUGGGGGGCCGCGCCGCCGACGGUACCGCCGACCUGGCGGUACUGCUGUCCGACGGCACCGUGCUGCACGGCUCCGCGCCCUGCGCGGCAGCCCCCUCCACCUCUGCCCCCGUCGCCGCCGCCGCCUGA